Messenger RNA from Patiria miniata (bat star), 447 nucleotides. RefSeq names its product retinoschisin-like. The transcript has 3 exons. Bases 19 to 447 code for a protein of 142 amino acids. Lineage: Eukaryota; Metazoa; Echinodermata; Asteroidea; Valvatida; Asterinidae. The record is from RefSeq and is a predicted model, not a curated record.
AGUCCGCAACCCCUUGGUAUGGAGGACGGGACAAUCCAAGAUGAUCGCAUUACGGCGUCCAGUAUUCUGAGCAAUACAUAUCCAGCCCGGGAGGCACGCCUCAACAAUGACAAGGGAUGGUUAGCCUCGAGUGACGACGCCUAUCCCUGGAUCGAGGUGGACCUCGUCCAGAGUACAGUGGUGACGGGCGUCAUCACACAAGGCAGCUACAGUAGGUAUGUGACUGCGUACAAGGUAGCGUAUAAGAAGCAGCCCUCAUCCGACCGUGAACACGUGACGGAUGGAAACGGAAACGUCAAGGUGUUCAUCGGUAACACUGAUGCCGACACCCCGGUCACUAACCUGUUUGAUGAGAGUGUGGUCGCCACGGUAGUGCGCAUUGAGCCUACUGCAUGGCAGAUAGUUGUAGCUCUGCGAUUGGAGCUGCUUGGAUGUCGCCGUGGUUAA